This is a messenger RNA of Amyelois transitella, 8886 nucleotides long. It is a transcript of the gene Camta, whose product is annotated as calmodulin-binding transcription activator 2. Bases 314 to 3745 code for a protein of 1143 amino acids. Gene Ontology annotation, cellular component: nucleus. Gene Ontology annotation, molecular function: double-stranded DNA binding; transcription coregulator activity; protein binding. NCBI's taxonomy places the organism in Eukaryota, Metazoa, Arthropoda, Insecta, Lepidoptera, Pyralidae. Gene Ontology annotation, biological process: regulation of transcription by RNA polymerase II. The transcript is spliced from 22 exons. The record is from RefSeq and is a predicted model, not a curated record.
AAUACCAACCGACUCGGAUAAUAUCAAUUUCCAAAAUGUCGGUCAGCGGGUGAUCACGCUGGCGGGCUACGGUCGUCACGCCGUGUACGCGGGCGGCGCGUACCAUGCGCGUGCGCCCGUCGUACCCCUCAACGCAAAUGGCGAGCCUAUCAAACUGCCUGAAAACUUGGAGAGCCUGCCCAGAGCUGAACACUUCGCGGCGCAGAGGCAUCGCUGGAAUACCAAUGAGGAAAUCGCUGCAAUACUCAUCAGUUUCGAUAAGCACAGCGAAUGGCAGUCAAAGGAGGUGAAAAUAAGGCCCAAAAGUGGCUCGAUGCUACUCUAUAGCCGGAAGAAAGUCCGGUACCGACGCGACGGCUAUUGCUGGAAGAAGAGGAAAGACGGAAAGACCACUAGGGAAGACCACAUGAAAUUGAAAGUGCAGGGGACUGAGUGUAUCUACGGAUGCUACGUGCACUCCGCUAUACUGCCGACCUUCCACCGUCGCUGCUAUUGGCUGUUACAGAAUCCCGACAUAGUCCUGGUACACUACCUCAACGUGCCGUACCCAGAUGACAACAAGUUGGCGACAGUGGCGCCAAGCUUGGCGUUGUGGGCGGACAAGAAAGAGUGGACGAAGGAUGAACUCGUCAGCCAGCUUAAACCUAUGUUCUUCAGCGAAGAUGAGCCGGACAUCAACAACGAAUUGGAAAUAUCGGGCAAAAUGUUUCAGACAGCGGAAACCGUCGAAGCCAUCGUGGGUCAGCUGAUGGAGAAACAACGAGCCGCAAGAGCUGCUGCAUUGGCGCGGCAGCUCGAAUGUGGAUGUCCAGACUCAACUUGCCAAGACUCCAGAACAUGUGCCCAUCCGCUACGACGGAUACAAGCAGCCAAGCCACCGCCCUCAGAUCACCACGUGUCAUCUACAACUGGACCUUCACCAAGACCCAUGUCGCAUCCUCCCAGGCAGUACACCAGAGACCACAGACCUUCCCCACAAUCAGCUUCACCGUUAUUAUUGUCCCUCGGACAAAUCCAAGGAGGCGGUGGUCUACUUAUACUUAACGGAACUAGUAACACCGCCCAGCAACAUUCGUCCUUAGUACCACCAUUAUCGGUCGCGUCGUUCGUAUGCGAAGAACCCAGGGAUAGGUAUCGCCAGCAAUAUAAACCCACUUUUGUAUUAAAAAGGGAGAUACCAGAUAGCCAGCCGUCUUCAUGUCUUCAUAACACUGAUUCGUCUACAUACGAAGUUGACACUCAGAUUGAGGAGAAAGUAGAUAUUACCAGUUUUGAUAGGAAAAUUAAGGUGGAGCCGAGGAGUAGAAAUCAUAUUGUGGCCAGUGCGCCUGCAACGCCUUCGCGGUAUCCAGAUUUAGUUGAAAGAUUAGAGAGUAAAGUUCUGACAGAUAACUGUGAUGAUACGUUAGUAUUACUUGGUACGGAUGGGCAUUUAGGUUCAAGUGGUUUCUUCGACGAAACUUUAGAGUUAUCUCAUGAAGAUAUUCAGAAGACUUUGUCUGCGAAUAUGCCUAAUUGUGAGUUAGACAGGAACGGUGUCCGAACUUCAAAUACUGCUAAUGUUAUGGUAUCUGGAAUUGAUACAAUGGACUUUAUAGAGAGUUGUGAGAAUGUGGCAUCACCCACUCAAGUGGUGGACGAUAAUGUGUUCGUGAAUCUCGACGCUUUUGAUAUGUUAGGUGACUUCCCGGAAUUGGAAGUCCUGGAUCCUAGUUCUAUUACAACGAAUCCCGUAUUGUGCGAAAAAUCACCACCAGAAGACGAGAAAAUGCAGACUGACAGCAAUAGCGAAGGAGCUCUAAGCAUCACGGACUAUUCUCCAGAAUGGGCGUACCCAGAAGGUGGUGCUAAGGUUUUGAUAGCCGGACCCUGGACGGAGAGUUCCGAUCAGUAUACGGUGUUAUUUGACAACUUUCCAGUGCCAUCAAAGUUGGUGCAGAAUGGAUUGUUGAGAUGUUAUUGCCCAGCCCACGAAGCAGGAUUAGCGGCUCUCCAAGUAGCCCGAGGUGGUCGUGUAGUAUCAGAUACAGUCGCCUUCGAGUACAAAGCUGGUCCAGCACCAGCUCCAUCGUCUCCCGCUUCAGCGCCGUUACCGUCACUAGAUUUCAGAAGAUUCUCGCUUCUUCAGCGGUUGCAGCGGCUUCACGGAAGAUUGCAGGUGAAGAUUGAACCUAUGGAUGAUAGUAACCAGAUUGAAGACGUCCAACUAUACUCAAACCCGAAGUUCGAAGAACGCCUUGUAUCUUUCUGCCAAUCUUUAAGUGCUCGAUCUGCUGGAAAUUCUGAAGGUUUUACCACGGAACCUGGAGAAGAUGGUUCUACUAUACUCCACCUGGCGGCAGCACUGGGCUAUACAAAGUUGACUACAGCGCUUCUGAGGUGGAGACAAGAUGAUAGCAGUCUGGCAUUGGAGAAAGAAGUCAAUUUGGGAGCGAGGGACUGUGAGAACUGCACUCCUCUGAUGGUAGCAAGCGCCGCAGGUCACCUCGAAACAGCUGUAGUGUUGGCUCGGUGGAGCGCCGGCACCCGCAGCGAGGCCGGCGCGCGGCAGGCCUCGGCUGCGGCCUUGAGAGCUGGUCACACAAGACUAGCAGCUUUGUUAGAUAGGAUACACCCGCCUCCUAAAGAUGGAGUGUUCCUUAGGCCUCACAGUUUAUCUCAAAAAGGGCGAGCUGGAAGCUUGGAAAGCAACCUUGUGAAGCGACCCUCAAUAGAUAGUGGCAUCAAUAUGGCCGACGCCUUCAGGUCCAGUUCAGCUAUUGACAAGUCCGAGACUAGUUCAGCCAGGUGGGAACGAAGUAUGUCCCUGCCUUUAGACUCGGACAAUUCUGAAGACAGCCUUGGGGAUUCUAAAGUCGGUCGACGUAUGGACCUCGCCCUUUGGGAGCAGGAUGACCGCGUGUUCACAUUGGCUGAGCAGAUCAUAGCUGCAAUGCCUGAUAGGAUAAAGAAUGAGAGUUCAUCAUUACUGUCGGGCCUCGACGGCGGCUCAGCGGGCGGUGAAGACACCCUCAUGGUCCCUUUGCUUGAUGACAGCUCGACCUUCCACGCUGAGUUCAGUUUUGAGUUCUGCGACAAUACCUACAGGUAUUGUGGUGGUUCCACGCCGUGUUCAUCAGGAUCAGUGUCACCAGGUUCAGCUUUAUCCCCACCACCGCCGUCCCCGAGACCGACGACAGCAGCGCCAUCUGCGACUUUACAGGAGUUUUUGAACGCAACACAUUUUUCCAAUCUCACGCUGAAUGAUCGAGAACAACGCGAGUUGUACUCCGCAGCCAUCACGAUACAAAAAGCGUACAGGCAGUACCGCGGGCGGCAGCUACAGAGGCGGGCUGCGGCCGCUGCUAUAACCAUACAGAAUUGCUACAGGCGAUACAAACAGUUCGCGUACCUGAAGCAGAUGCAUGCGGCAGCCACGGUGAUUCAACGGGGGUACCGUUCCAUGCGGGCCAGGAGGAUGGAUGUCUCCAACACCACACCAAUCAAGAGGACAUAUUCCCAACGUCGACAAAACCAGGCCGCCAGGAAAAUCCAGCAAUUCAUGAGACAGACCAAAAUCAAGUUGCAGAGCGCGCGAGCAGAAAGCGGGAGGGGGGGCCGGCCAUCGCCGGGUGCCCUCCAAAGCUCGUCGCAGCCCAUCACCAGUACACCGCCCAUUCGCAAUAGGAUUGUCGAUUAUUUAGCGCCUGAAUCGCCAAUGAAUGCAGACGAGGAGUUGCUCCUGGAACUGCUGUUCAAUAUGUGACCCAUUACACCGCGCCAUACAGUGUAUUUUCAAUAUUAUGUUUUAAGUUAUUACCUAAUUGUGUUGAAAAGUGUACAAUUCUUUUUUAACAUUCAUCGUCACGUCUGUUUUCAAACAAACGAUUUAUUAUAGCAAUAAUAUAUCUAUAAUGAGAUUUACUGCAUUCAGUAAACGCUAUAAAAUAGUAAUUUGGUAAAUAAAAACACAUCAUUGUUUAUUAUUAAUUUUUCUGUAAUUUCUCUUUUCAACAUGUGUAAGGCAGCUUUCAUGUGGUGUGUUUUUAUUUACAGUCUCAUCAUCUUAACAAACACGAAACAGGUUUCUUCUUAGCGUUGUGAAAUAACUCGGGCCUUGUCUAUCAAAUUUUAAUGUUCAUUAAAACUUAACCGUACUUCUAUUAGGAUUAUCAAAAUGAGAGUUUUGACUUCUAACGAAACGAAAUUCAAUUCUUGAUCACUUUGUUUUUGUUGUCAACAAUUCUCCUUAGAAAUGACUUGUUUAGAGUUUGGAUUUAAAUUUUCCUUCAUUUUAAACUCUUCAGGUCAUAGACAGGGUUAUAUUUAGUAUAAAUUUUAUCGUAUUUGUAUUAUAUUUUCAUAAUGUAUUUUUGAGACAUUUGUUUAGGACAUUUAUUGGAUUAAUAUUUUUGAAAACUCUAAAUUGAAUAUAAAGUAAUUAUUCUAGAAAAACAAAAUUGGCAGAUUUUUGAUUAAAAAAUUGUGAAAGAGUUCUUAAAUUGAAGAUCAAAAAAAUUUUUGGCUGUUGAUUUGAUGUUAUUUGUGUAAUUGAUUACAACAAAAAAAUUGGGGCUUGUUGUAUGUUUUGCUAGAGUUAUAAGAAGGUCAAGUCAAAACUUGAAUUCUAGAUUCUAUCGAUGAUUUUCACAAUGGAUUUUUAAUUAUGUAGGAUAAGUACAAAUUCAAAUUAUUAAAAGCCACUGUUCUGAUAAUGUAGAUGCACCUAGCGUUAAUUACAAUAAACCCGACGAGCUGUGAGUAUUUUGAGAUUUUAUCGUAUUUAAGAAAGAAUAAAAAGUAAUAAUGCCGUUAUUAUAGUUUGACUAUUGGUCGAAAGAAUAGGUUUCAUUCCAGCCUAAUAGGUUAUCUUUUUAGUCUACGCAGUGAAGAGCCUUAGAUAUCAUCGAACAUGAUCUAAAUUUUCCUGUAGAUUAGAUAUAAUUCUAACAAAAGCUUCUCUUCGCCAUUUUGUUUAACCAAUCAUGAAUGUUGUUACGUUUUCGACUCUGUAUCCUUUGAAUGAUUUUAUUGUUAUUUUCUUCACAUCUAGUUCCUACUUCAAUAUUGAAAUCUUUAACCAAUUCCUACCUACUAUCUACAUUACUUUGUUAGUAGUUAAUUUUAGUUUUAGGUCCUCGAUAAAGCUAAAUGCCAUACUUACCUAGCGUUCAUGAAAAAAAAGGUUGUGCACCACUUAAAUAUAGAAAUAAUUAUUCCCUUUUCUGGAUUCUCUGAUAUUUUAACGUAGUAUAGAAUUAUAGUUAAGGUAUUUAGAGUAAAUAGCUUAACCAGGAGACGACGUACGGCCGUCGAAAUAUUUUCGAUUAGUAUUUUUAUAAGGCAAAAGUUACGAGAGUUCGAUUGCUUUGCUUGUGCAGGGCCGGAGAUCAGAGUUAUGUUUUUGUUGACUGAACUUACUUUUAGUUUUACCAAAUUGAAUUUACGAUUUUUCUUUUCGAUUGAAUCUUGUUUCAAAUGAGGAUUUUUUUUAUGUCUAAUGUACAUUCCUAAUAAUAAUGAUUUGUUACCUUUUCGGAUUUUGAGAGGCCCAGUAUUAUAUUGGAGUGAAGUCUGGUUUUCUCGUCAUAAUAAAUACUUUUUUGUAGUUAGUGAGGACGUUUUAUGAAAAACUUCAAAGCGAUUUGAUCAUAGCGCUCGGCUGCAUAACGAUUUUUAAUGGGCAAAUUAAAAAUAAUUGUAUGUGAUUGUUUAAAUGAAAACAUUUAUAAUGUUGACAAAAAUAUUGUUAUUAUGUCGAGUGAACCAAGAUGUGUGAGAAAUAAAAUGGGAAAGACAUGCGACGUUGAUUAAGAAAACCGUCCAGUUGUGGCGGCUUUUGCACCCUCUGGUGGCAAAAUGGCAAAAGUCGCAUUAUGGAUACAAGCGAAUACACAUUUUACUGUCAGUAAUUUUAAAGUCGCGACUCGCUUGAACGGCAAGGGGCACCUGAGGGCGCGAACACAUGUAUAUUUCAUAUUUUUGGAUCGCUAAUUUUAAGAUGUUAUAUUUAUAUAUGUAUAUGUAGUGAGGCGAAUACGAUACCAGUAUUUCGAAAUGUAUUGCGCCAAAGUUUUGAUGUAUUAAUUUUCCAUAAAACGUUAUUCUCCCAUUUUUUCGUUCUAUAUAAACUGAUAUAUUAUAGUUCGUUUAGCUAGUGGUCAUACGUGAUUAUAUAUAUUUUUUUAUAGCGUGCACGAUUGCUUCGAGGCCGAUUCGAGGAAUUUAAUAUCUAAGAAAUAUUUUUAACUGUAACGCAGAAACCUCCGAAUGCAAUAAUAUUUUUGUGGUGGAGUUACUCAGAUUUGUAAAGAGAGUAUUUUAUUAUCCCCGCAAUCGUCACAACCAGUUGUAGGACGCUUAUAGUGCACACGUCACGGGUGCUGCUUUCAUUGAAAAAAGCAAAAUAAUGUAGGGUAAAAUAAUUAAAAAAAACAUUGUUUGACGAUAUUUUUUUUUUAUUUUUCUUUUGAUAUUUUGUAUUUCAAUUAUUUUAAAAUUGAUCAUUUUUUUAAUUGUAAUUUUUGAUUAUUAUAUUGUUAUAAGUACUGCCUUCUGAAAAAUAAUAGCAAUAACGCCAACGUUUUUAAUAAAAAGCAAUAAAAGUGAUAAAAAAUAUAUAAAUACGAAAAGAAAACAGCACAGUGACGUAAAGCGUUAGUAUUUGACCACAGCUAAAAGAUAUAGUGCACUAGACGUAGUAUAGUUAGAUGAAUUACUACAUAUAUGAAAUAAUAAAUUCUUAAAAUCUAUACAUAGAAUUUAAAAUUUAAAGUUUAACUAAUACUUUUUAUUAUUACAUUGUAAGAUGCUUGUUCACACGUUUUAACUUCAUAUUUAGUAAGUAUUUAAGACUAAAAUGAUAGAAAUAUAAACCAAAGGUAUUGGAGUGAGUCCUAGGGGGUUAAAUGGAUGAGGAGUUUUGGGUAGGCUGUAAUAUGUUGAAAAAUCGCCAAAGGCACAUUUUUUUUAUAAUUGUGAUAAAAAUAUUUAAUUUCAUUUAUUAUAUGUAUAAUUUGUAAGAUAGUUACUUAUAGAAAAAUAUUUUCUUUGACAGCAUGUUAUUUGAAUGCUUGCUUAGUACGUUAUGUACGUGAAAAGUAUUUUAUUUUUAUUAAAAAUGAGCCUGCCUAAAAUAUAUUGCAUAUCAAUUUAGAUUAUUAUAAAUUGAAAGAUUAUAAAAUCAGUCUUUUUUUUUAUUUAAAAAAAUGCUAGACGUAAACUUUAUUGUUAAUAGAUGGUUUGAUUUUAAAUUUAAUUAUUUCAUUAAAUAUUUUAUUUGGUAAAACUAGUCGUGCAAUAAAUCAUUAGUACCAAAGAUAAUUUAAGGUAAUCAAAAUAUUUUCAUUAGUUUUUUUUUAAUUGUUGCUUUGCGCUUAUGACUAGUAUAAAUGAAUUUAGACUUAUUGCUAUAAACUUUUUUAUAUUCUAGUACUUAUACAUUCACAAUACACAGUGUAUAAACUUGUUUUGUUAAUAGACAUAUUUGUUUAAUGCGAAUUGUAAGCGUUAUAUUUCAUUAAUUAGCAUGUGUAAGAAUUGUUACGUACUGCCAGUUAAAAGGUUUUUAAAACACCAAUUUCAGGAGGACGCUUGAACGAAAGGCUUGUGAAAUGUCCAAAAUUUAUGAAUGAUUAAAUUGUUUAAAUUGUAAUAAAAUUCGUGUAAAAUGUCAGUAUAUUUCCUGUUUAUAAAUGCACCUAAAUUAAAAAUAAAAAUUGCAGAAAAAAUAUUGAGUUUUGCAAAAAAAAGUUUCACCACUUUUUCAAUCUUUUGUAAAAUAUCUUGCAUUCUAUUCUUCAUUCGAAUCUUCAAAUUUUUGAAAUUUAGAAAUGCAUUGGUAUUAUCCUUUACGUGGUGAACUAAAUUAAUUAUAACAACAAAAUGCACAUUGGCCGACUGAAUCAUAUAAGUCAAUUGAUGUCGUUACGAUAAUUACACGAUUUUCUGUCAAGUAAUUUGACAAAAUUUUAAAUGGUUAGUUAAUUAGUGUAGAGUUUACUACCUCAUUCCCUAUUUUUAAAAUUAUUUCUAUUAAUUACUCUCAUUAUUAUAUUUUUCAUUAUCUAAUAUUUAAAUGGAAAAAUGUUAUUAAUUUAUGGGAACUCACGGUCAAAUUUUUUUAAUUAUGUACCUGUACGUACUCCUGAGUCAUCAUGUCAUCAUGAGAACUUGGACAGAUCUGAGAACAUCUUCAGAUAUUAUAAACGUUGUGAUUAUUGCAAAACUCGUUUUCAAUAUAAUUUCCAUAGUAAUUUUAAAUCAAAAGUAGUAACUGAAGUUGUAAAAUACAAUUUGAUUUACCAAAAAAAAAAAAUUAUUCAUUAUCAUUUAUCAGUUAUCAUUUUAUGAAUGUGUAUGUAUGAAGGAAGUAUGCAGAGAUCGUGGCAAGUGGAAAGAUGUAGUCUCUGCCUACCCCUCCGGGAAGAGGGCGUGAUUUUAUGUAUGUAUGUAUGAAUCAUUUAUCAGUUUGUCACACAGGCGAUAUAACAAUAUAUUAAAUUUGAUUCAGUUAAUUUUGACCGCAAUUACGAGUUAUAAAUACAAAUGAAAAAUUCAGUUCAAUUGUACAUAUUUUAGUUACAUAUUUAUUUAAGCAAAAUUUCAAUUUCUUACGCUAAUUAACUAAACCAUAACAAAAUUACAAGAGUAUGUGAUGAAAAGAAAUUUGUUACCAAAAUGUACCUUAGUACAGUGAAAUAAGUAUUACAUUCCUUUGUUUAGUUUUUAUAUAUAUAUAUAUAAAUUUGUACACAGAUGACGGCCAUAUAAGAAUGUUAGACAAUGCGUCUAUUGGAUAAGUGUACCUUUAAAAGAUAUAUAAAUCUUCCUUUGUAACUAUUAUAAUCUAUAACACUACAAAAUUGUGAUUCAAAGCAAUUUAAAAUAUUACUGCUGAUUAUACAA